Molecule: messenger RNA, 1943 nt
Organism: Oppia nitens
Lineage: Eukaryota; Metazoa; Arthropoda; Arachnida; Sarcoptiformes; Oppiidae
Gene: lili
Product: protein Lilipod-like
Exons: 2
Coding region: 221-1906 (561 amino acids)
Biological process (GO): signal transduction
Molecular function (GO): transmembrane signaling receptor activity
Source: RefSeq, a predicted model, not a curated record
UCGAAUUCAGUGUUUUUGUUAUGUUUUUAUUGAACGUAAACAACAAUAUUAUAAACAAUACAUCCAUUUGUUUAUAUGUUGUGGUGAUUGACCACCAAAUGAUACCAUCGAUUGAUAACAACAAUUGAAUUGAAUUGAAUCCAAAUUCAAUUGUCACUCAAUUUAGUGACACAUGUUUUGAUGUAAUGACUAUAAGUGUGUUGUGAUAAUCACUGGCGACAUGUAUAUCGUCAAAGAGGACGAAGAGGUGUUUGAAGUGGAUCCGAGGGAACAGGCCUUUCAUAAUGUAAUCCGAGAGCACCUCAUAGUCUUCAUACUCUUCCUUAUACUCUAUACUUCUUCAUACGCUAUCAUUGCAAAGUAUCGACGACGUCGUGAAGAGCUAUUUAUUGACGAAGAGGAUGGACUGGUAUAUCGUAUAUCCCUCUGGAUGUGCACCAUCUCUAUGGCCGUCUCUAUCGGAACAGCACUUCUGUUGCCAUUCUCUAUAGUGACCAAUGAAGUGAUAAUUCUUUAUCCGGACAGCUAUUACAUUCAAUGGCUCAACGACUCGUUGAUCCACAGUCUCUGGUCUUAUGUCUUCGUGUUUUCAAACAUAUCACUCUUCAUUCUGUUGCCAUUUGCCUAUUUCUUCACUGAAAGUGAAGGCUUUAGUGGUUCGCGAAAGGGAAUUAUGGCCAGAGUUUAUGAAACAUUUAUACUGUUAGUGCUGUUAUCAGUGCUUGUGUUGGGAAUGACUUAUUUGAUGUGCGCUCUCAUGGGUUAUGAAGACAUGGGUAUCAGUCAAUUGUUUACUUUAUGGCAUUACUUGCCAUUUCUGUACUCAUGUAUCUCAUUCUUCGGUGUCGUAUUGCUAUUGGUUUGCACACCUUUGGGAAUCGUUAACCUAUUUACUGUGUUAGGAGAAGUCAUAACUAAACCACAUGUUUUGCGAAAUACUCAAGAAGAAUAUGAAGAAACAAAACUUGAAGAAUUGUGUUUAAGACGCAAAAUUGAAAGUCACAAAUCAUCAGAACUGAAACCCAAAUCACCCUCAAAAUCAAAGUCAAUGCCAUCGUUGACUGUAUUUAACAAUACAAACGGAGAAUAUUAUCCCAACGGAGUUAGCUAUAGAAACAAUGCUUAUGAUCACAAUAAUGGUAAUCAAAUAAAUCAAUUGAAGACAUUGAACGAUAUGCAACUGAAUUUAUCACAAUUGGAAUCAUUUCGUAAAGAAUUAGAGAAGAAGUUGAGAGUCGGUUGGUUGCGAAGAAAUUUAGGCUAUCCUUUAGCAAUGUUGGCACUCAUGUGUCUGACAGCAGUGGCCGCACUAAAUGUCGUUCAAAAUACUCUUGAAUUGUUGGUCGGCAUAAAAACAUUACCGCUCUCAACAACACAACACCCAUUUGUUUUAGGCAUAGCCUCUCUUUCCAAAAUAGGUGCCAUUGGUGCAGGUGUUGAGAUUGUUCUUAUAUUAUAUUUAUGGUGUGCAUCGGUAGUCGGUUUAUACCGCAUACCAGUUAUUGGCGGAUUGAGACCCAAACUAAAUGACACACUAUUUACGCAAGUGAUUGGCAACUGUGCCGUAGUGUUAGUGUUAAGCUCAGCCUUACCAUUGUUAGCCCGAAGUGUCGGUAUAACUAAUUUUGAUUUAUUGGGUAACUUUGGACGCGUUGAAUGGUUGGGCAACUUUUAUAUCGUACUCUUUCAGAACUGUGUAUUCGCCACAACAGCAGCUCUUUGUUUGACUACCAAAAUAGUGACUGCCGUUAGCCGUGAACUUCUCAAGCGUUUCAAAGAAUUUUCCGCUUAUAUGAGGGAACAGUUCAAUACAUUGUCCGGAAAGACAUCUAUCAGCACAUCAUUGAUAGUGAACAGUAUGUCUUCAUCUAAUAUGCGUAACAUUUAUCACAACAAAACUGAAUAAUCAUUUAUUAUUUAAUUUAAUUAUCAAAAUAUAUUUU